AUGACAAGCACUCUAAAGGCUCUGUGUCUGGACAGUAUACGCAGUAAGAUCCUCCAGAGACUAGAGCUGUGUCUGGAUAUACUGGGAGGAACAGUGGAGAGAAUCUCCAACACAGCAGAGGUGUUGGGAGCUGUACAUCAGGAGGCUCGUGUGAGUCGAGCGGUGGAGCUGAUGGUGAGCCACGUUGACAACCUGAAGAGGCGUAAUGAGAGAGACACAGAGCUGGACGAGACCAAGAAACUCAACAGGAAAAUCCUCCGUAGGAACUACAGCGACCCUAGAGAUGAAGGAGAGUUCAGGCAGAAGGACAAUAAAACCUCUCAGCAGUUGCACAUUGGUGCAAGUCGUCGAAGGGUCAGCAUAGCAGUGAUCAACAAACAAGCCCAGGUCUGCGCAGUUCAAGUCCUUCCUCUCCAAAGACAUGCACGCACCCACGCCCACCAACUAUGCCUAUUCUUUUGCCCCAGGAAAAGAGAAAAUUGGAAAGAGGGCUGCAGAAGUCAUUCUCAUUAGAUCAUGGGAUAGGCAAGAAGUCACUCUCAACCCCAUCUCCAUCAAUGGACUCCAUCACAGAGUCCAACCCUUCAGUCAUGGUCAAGACAGAAGAGAUGGAUGUUCCCUUCCUGGAUGGCAGACCACAUGAAGCCCCUGAUGAUAACAAACAAGCAGUUGCUGCUGAUGUCCAGUCACCACCUGAACCAGACCCCACUCCAGUCUAUACAGCACCCUGUCCCACUCUCACACACAAGCCAAACGAAGUGGACACCAAGAAAAACAGCAUGAG
Messenger RNA from Oncorhynchus mykiss (rainbow trout), 784 nucleotides. Lineage: Eukaryota; Metazoa; Chordata; Actinopteri; Salmoniformes; Salmonidae. The record is from RefSeq and is a predicted model, not a curated record.